GCAGCAGCGGCCGCCACUCCCUCCCUCCCUCUGCUCCAAGCAUGGCAGCAACCGACGGCACUCCUUCCUCCUCACCGAGUGCAGCAGCCGCCGUGGCCGCUCCCUCCCUCGGCGCACGGCCACCGCCACUCCCACCGCCACGCACGGCCGCAGCCGCCGCUCCCUUCACGCACAGCCGCUGCCGCUACUGCUCCCUCCACCCCGGCCAGCCGCCACUCGUUCCCUCGGCGCACGGCCACCGCCACUCCCACCGCCACGCACGGCCGCAGCCGCCGCUCCCUUCACGCACAGCCGCUGCCGCUACUGCUCCCUCCACCCCGGCCAGCCGCCACUCGUUCCCUCGGCGCACGGCCGCCGCCACUCCCUCCUCCACGCACGGCCGCAGCUGCCGCUCCCUCCGCGCACAGCCGCUCCCGCCACUGCUCCCCUUACCCCAGCCAGCCGGUCGUCUCUGCUGCCACCGCACCCUCCACCCUAGCCGCUCCCUCCACCCCAGCCGAGCGGUCACAGCUCCCACCGCCGCUUCUUCCGCUACCGCCGCUGGUCCUUUCCUCUCUACGUGCGGCCACCCCCACCGGAAAAAAAUUCUGUGCGGCAGGGCCGCAUCCCGCACCUCUUGAGGCCCUACCUCAGAUUUGCGCCACGUCAAAAAGAACGGAUCUUAAUGCAGCUUCUUCCCCACGCAGUUCUGAUGCUCUCGAUCGUCGUCUUUUAUCCUCUCUCCCCCUUUGUUGUCCGUACUCCGUCGGAAUACAUGGCUGCUGAUCUGUGGUCACAACAAGGAACUCGGGCAUAGUCGUGGAUUCAGUGGCUUAAAACGAAGACUAAUUUGCUAGUUGAACUGAACUCCAUUUUUUUUUUAUCUCGUUAGCAUGAUAGCAUCCAGCGGUGAACUGGAAAUAGCAAGGAUGAUUUAAUGGUUAAAAUUUAGAACUUUCUUGGUAAUAUACUUGUUCGAUUGAGGCACAAAGCCUCCAAUUUCAUCUCCGACAAGCAGAUGUGUGCAGCAGAAGGUGCUAGGGUAGAAUUAAUCGUGACUUGUACUACCCAAUGCGAUUUCUGAUAAUAAGGAUUAUAAGAAAUUGGAAGACGAGCUCAGACGGGCAUGGAGAAGGAAAGAAGUCCUUGUUAUGUGAAAGAACCCGUCGGAAUCCAGGCCUCCAAGUGAGAUACGUGGGAUCGCAGCCAUGGAUUUGGGUGGCGAUGGCCUUCCGCUGAGGAAGGGGAUGGGAAUGGGGAAAGCUGCUUUAAGAUCCGUUCUAUUUGACGUGGCGCGAAUCUGAGGCAGGGCCUCAAGAGACGAGGGAUGUGGCCCUGCCGCAUAGAAUUUUUUUCCGAGGGGGUCGGCAUAGCGGUGUUUAGUGUUGGGGGUAUUUUGGUCACUAUGGUGUUGUAAUUUUUUUUUAAAUGAAGUUCUAAUGGUGGAGUAAAAACAGGUUCAGACGGCAACUUUGAUUUUAAAAAAAUAGGGUCAAAUAAACAAACCGAAAAAAUAAGGUCAACUUAAUAGUUAAGCUCAGAACAGAGUGAAAUAAGCUGGCUGUGACUCGGCGGCAACUAGCUCGCCGGCCUCUUCUUCCAGCGGUCACCGUGGUCUAAUCCUCCUCCUCCGCGGCAGCGGCGGGGUUCCCUCUCCUUUCAGCGCCCAAGAUGGUUUCGUCCACGGUGACAUUGGAGAAGACGACCACAAUCCGUAGCGACGACGUUGUCGCCGCUGGCAUCGAUGCGGCCAUGGACAGAGCAACGACGUGAAAAUCUUCUCUCCUGAGGGAAGGAAGUGCGGCGAGGGUGGCGCUGCGAUCGCAACUUGGCGACAUCCAAGAAGAUGGCCAACAACACCGGCCAGCAACCCGGCCAAUGGUAUUUGAUGAUGAUGAUGAGCUAUGGCAGCAACGGGGCGGCCGCGGCGGUGCAGUCUCUGCGCAACGUGUCCGUCGAAUCGGAGCUCGCGGGGUCGGGGGGCCACCAGGUCGCUCGUUGCCCGGAGCGGUGGAUGCAGAGCAAGUUCGACCUCGCCGGCCAAAGCCACCAGCUGAUCCACGUGCUCGUCAUCGCCGACGCCUACACACACUACCUCGCCACCUCAACAAGAGGGACAGGGCACUGGGCAAACGGGCACACGGCGACGGUUCCGACGAGCUUGAGCGGGGAAGGGUGGUGGGGCAGCUGCGACUCGGCGGCAACCGGCUCGCCGGCCUCCUCUUCCCCCUCUCCCGCCGGCACAGCCGGCCACCGUGGCCUCCUCCUCCUCCGCGGGGCGGCGGCGGCGUGCGGUGUCGAGCUCCCGUCCACGUGCGGCUGCGACUCGGCGGGCAGCGGAGCCAAGCGGAGGACGCCAGCCUCGUCGUCGUCGUCUUCCGGCGCACAGCAGCACGAAGCCGGCGGGGCGGGGCGGAGCGGGGGGCGGGCGGGCGGACAGCGGCGAGAAGCCGACAGGACGAAGUGGGGCUGCGGUGGGCGGACGCGCGGGCGGAGUCUUCUUGAGGUCGUCGUCCUCGGCGCCACCGACCGCCGUCACCGUGGCCAGAGAGGGGAGAUGGGAAGAUGGGGAGAGGGGAGAAAGAAGAGGUGGGGGUGAGAAUGACAUGUGGGGCCCACGUGGUUUUUAUCACUAUUAGAGGAAUGAGUGUGAUAUCUGGAUAACCUUUCUGAAACUGGCAGCAUAAUGUAAAAACUCCAAUACAGGGAAAAGGAUGGAGUUUUAUCAUUGACACAGUUAACGUUUAGGCGCGCCGCCAAAUCAUGAGUAUGUUAUGUGCAACUCGCACUGGUAUCCGGAGACAAGCCACCGCAGUGGAGGUAGAUGUCUCGGAAUGAACACCUGGGAGGGACGCCAUCAGGGUGAACACAUGUUGGUUUGUCCUAGGCUUAGCAGGCUAGUUAGGACAUCCUCUAAUGUUGUAGAGACGAGAGACGACGGGCAAUUGGGAAUUUGAGGAUAAUAGAAAUUAGGAUAGGUACCAAGAAGGAGGGAGAUGUAGAAUAUAGAGGGUUUGGCCGUUUGGGUAAUAAAUUAAUUUUGACCAUUAAUUGGUUGUUGUUUCAAUCCUUUUCCUCAAGCCAACGUUGGCGAGCUGCCAUUGUUCGCCUACAUCCAUCCGCUGCCUCCUAACCAGUCCGUUUG
Oryza sativa Japonica Group (Japanese rice) is the source of this 3124-nucleotide messenger RNA. NCBI's taxonomy places the organism in Eukaryota, Viridiplantae, Streptophyta, Magnoliopsida, Poales, Poaceae. The record is from RefSeq and is a predicted model, not a curated record.